Condylura cristata (star-nosed mole) is the source of this 2142-nucleotide messenger RNA. RefSeq names its product KDEL (Lys-Asp-Glu-Leu) containing 2 (gene POGLUT3). Gene Ontology annotation, molecular function: glucosyltransferase activity. The record is from RefSeq and is a predicted model, not a curated record. The annotation marks the transcript as partial. Lineage: Eukaryota; Metazoa; Chordata; Mammalia; Eulipotyphla; Talpidae. The transcript has 7 exons. Gene Ontology annotation, cellular component: endomembrane system.
CCAGGUCAAACAUUCAAAGUAGUCGUCAAAUCUCUUUCGCCUAAAGAGUUAGUCCGGAUUCAUGUUUCUAAGCCUUUGGAUAGGAACGAUGGGACGUUUCUGAUAAGAUACAGGAUGUAUGAGACUGCCCACGAGGGGCUGAGGAUAGAGAUUCUCUAUGGAGAGGAACACGUGGCUCAGUCCCCCUAUAUUUUGCAGGGACCAGUGUUCCAUGAGUACUGUGACUGUCCCGAGGAGGACCCUCAGGCCUGGCAGAGAACCCUUGCUUGUCCAUCCAAGGAACCACAGAUUGCCAGAGAUUUCGCUCCUUUCCCCAGCAUCAAUCUCCAGCAGCUGCUCAGUGAAGUUCCAGGAAGGUUCGGCGAUGAAAUGGGGGCUGUUGUUCAUUACACGAUUCUCAAUAACCACAUCUACCGGAGGCCACUGGGGAAAUACACAGACUUCAAAAUGUUCUCCGAUGAGAUUUUGCUGUCACUGGCAAGAAAGGUUCUUCUCCCAGAUUUAGAAUUUUAUAUUAAUCUUGGCGAUUGGCCGUUGGAGCACAGAAAAGUCAACGACACCCCCAGCCCUUUACCUAUCAUCUCAUGGUGUGGCUCUUUGGACUCCCGAGACAUCAUCCUUCCAACCUAUGACAUCACACACUCCACGCUUGAGGCAAUGAGGGGUGUUGCCAACGAUCUCCUUUCUAUUCAAGGAAAUACAGGACCUUCCUGGAUCAAUAAAACAGAGAAAGCUUUCUUCAGAGGCCGAGACAGCCGAGAGGAGAGGCUGCAGUUGGUGCAGAUGGCCAAGGAAAAUCCAGAGCUACUGGAUGCAGGAAUUACAGGGUAUUUUUUUUUCCAAGAGAAAGAAAAGGAACUUGGAAAAGCUAAAUUGAUAGGCUUCUUUGAUUUUUUUAAGUACAAGUACCAAGUGAACGUGGAUGGGACCGUGGCUGCGUAUCGGUACCCGUAUCUCAUGCUGGGCGACAGUCUGGUUCUGAAGCAGGACUCGCCUUACUACGAACACUUCUAUUUGGAACUAAAACCUUGGAAACAUUAUGUGCCAGUUAGAAGAAAUCUUAGCGAUCUGCUAGAAAAAGUUAAAUGGGCCAAGGAAAACGAUGAAGAGGCCAAGAAGAUUGCAAAAGCAGGGCAGUUGACGGCCAGGGACCUGCUGCAGCCUCACCGGCUCUACUGCUACUAUUACCGGGUCCUGCAGACCUAUGCGGAGCGCCAGUCCAGCAAACCUGAAAUUCGUGAUGGGAUGGAACACGUUCCUCAGCCAGAUGACAGCUCGGUCAGCUGCCAGUGCCCUCGGGAAAGGCCUUUGAGAGAAGAGCUUUAAGUAGGCCCAGUGCAAGUGUUCACAGCAUCUUUUCUCAGAUUGUAUCUUUUUUUCAGUUGAGGUCAUGUUGGUUCACAGCACUGUGUAUGUUUAGGGGAAUAGGUUCAUACCUUUUCAGGGGUACGCAUAUCACACCAUGCCUACCCCCAAAUGAGGGACCUCUGAAAUGGAGGUGGCCAGCUAGAAUCCCACCUGAACUCAGCUCAGAAGACUUCGCCCCAAGGGCCAGCACUCCUGAUGGCUUUCUCGAAUGUGGAUGGACAGAGCAUUAUUAGAGCAGGAGUCCCAGGAAGCUACAGCUGUUUGUUUAGUGUCACAAUUUCUCUGCAGAGAAAACUGGGAGAUCAUAAUUGACAGAGACUUGUCAAAAUAGAAAUCACUCCCUAUGAAAUGGUUUACAUCUUAUUUAUUGGUUUGUUUCUAUCCUGGGCUUAUUCUCCCUCUUGCCCUGCCCAGUGUGAAGAGAAAAAUAUUGCUGCAAUGUCGCUGCCAUUGCUCACUGCAUUCUUCUCCUCCUCCAAGUUGCUUCCUGCGCCCAGUCUGCAUGGAAAUCUGUAAGGAUAAGUAAGGAAAAGGGUGAGUGUUACCAGAGGUAGCUUGGCGAAGAUGGAGGGAUUUUCUUAAAAUAUUUUGCAUCGAGUUAAUAGGAAUUGACAUUGUUUCUGUAAAAACAGGAGUGUAUGAUCUUCCCGUAGGGCAUUUUGUAUUACUGGAUGCGCCACAGAGACUCCAUAGUCUUUUAAACUAAGUCCUACAGGGCAACCCAAUGUAAACUGGGUUGCCUGUCUGUGGGUUCUCACCAUGCUUAAGAUUCAG